CGCAUGUCGUCCGACUUCAACUCGCCAGAUUAGGGUCAGAGGACGGGCGAGUUUGGCGGCGGCUAGCUAGCUGGCUGGCAACUAGCACAAGUCGCCUUUCUCUAGCCGUGUCGUUUCCCCAACGGGUGGCUUCGUCUUAGCUCGGGAAAAGCAGCUGACUUGGUCGUCGAGGCUCCUCUGCGAUCCACCGCUGCCAUGUCGGCGAAGGCCAUCUCGGAACAGACCGCCAAGAAGCUCUUAUUCAACUCCAUCUGCCUCUCGGCGGCUGUGCAGAACCGCUUCCGCUGUGCCGGCGUUACCGCAGAGACCGACUGGGCUCGCCUGAUACAGGACCACGGUUGGCUGCUCACAGAGAGACUGGUGGUGAAGCCGGACCAGCUGAUCAAGCGGCGCGGGAAGCUGGGACUGGUGGGCAUCAAUUUGGACCUGUCAGGCGUUCGCGAGUGGCUCCAAAGUCACCUGAUGAGAGAAACCACCGUGGGCAAGGCAAAGGGCGUGCUGAAGAAAUUCCUCAUCGAGCCUUUUGUUCCGCACAAAGAGGAGGAGGAGUUUUAUGUGUGCGUGUACGCCACGCGCGAGGGCGACCACGUGCUCUUCCACCACCAGGGCGGCGUGGAGGUGGGCGACGUGGACGCCGAAGCGCAGCGACUCACCGUGGCCGUCGACGAGGAGCUCAGGCGCGAUCAAGUGACCAAGCACCUGCUCACACACGUUCCUGGCGAGAAGAAAGAAAUCCUGGCCAGCUUUAUCCUGGGGCUCUUCAAACUCUAUGUGGAUCUGUAUUUCACCUACCUGGAGAUCAACCCUUUAGUCGUCACCCAAGAUGGCGUCUACGUCCUGGACAUGGCGGCCAAGAUCGACGCCACGGCCGAUUACAUCUGCAAGGCCCAGUGGGGAGAUAUUGACUUCCCGCCGCCUUUCGGCAGGGAAGCUUAUCCGGAGGAGGCCUACAUAGCUGAUCUGGAUGCCAAGAGCGGUGCCAGUCUGAAGCUGACGUUACUGAACCCUCGUGGCAGGAUCUGGACGAUGGUGGCAGGGGGCGGAGCGUCUGUCGUUUAUAGCGACACCAUCUGCGACCUGGGCGGCGUGGACGAGCUGGCAAACUACGGCGAGUACUCCGGCGCGCCCAGCGAGCAGCAGACGUACGACUACGCCAAAACCAUCCUCUCGCUUAUGACUCGUGAGAAGCACCCUCAAGGAAAGGUGCUGAUCAUCGGAGGAAGUAUCGCCAACUUCACCAAUGUCGCGGCCACUUUCAAGGGCAUCGUCAGGGCCAUCAAGGACUACCAGGGUCCUCUCAAGGAAAACGAGGUGACCAUCUUCGUUCGACGGGGUGGGCCCAACUAUCAGGAGGGGCUCAGGGUCAUGGGGGAAGUGGGGAAGACCACGGGUAUUCCUAUCCACGUGUUUGGCACAGAGACGCACAUGACAGCCAUCGUGGGCAUGGCACUAGGACACAAACCCAUCCCCAACCAGCCACCGAUGGACGCUCAUACCGCUAACUUCCUGCUAAAUUCAAGCAACAACACCAAGACGCCAGCCGGCACAAGGACAGCCUCCUUCUCGGAAGACAGGCCGUGCGAUGACGUCACACCGAGCAAAAAAUCCAAAGCGGAUCCCUCGGCAGACCCUCUUCAUUCAUUACUGUGGCCUCUGAAGAAUGUGGUCACAGGUGAUUGGAAAGAAGUGCAGGCCUCAUCGGGCUGCGGCGGAGCCAAAGCGACCACACUCUUCAGCAAGCACACCAAGGCCGUGGUGUGGGGCAUGCAGACGCGAGCCGUGCAAGGGAUGCUGGACUUUGACUACGUGUGCUCCCGCGACGAACCCUCGGUGACCGCCAUGGUUUACCCCUUUACUGGCGAUCACAAGCAGAAGUUCUACUGGGGACACAAGGAGAUCCUGGUGCCGGUCUACAAGAGCGUGGCCGACGCCGUGAAGAAGCACCCCGAAGUGGACGUGCUGAUCAGCUUCGCGUCGCUGCGCUCGGCCUUCGACAGCACGGUGGAGGCCAUGCAGCACCCGCAGAUUCACACCAUCGCCAUCAUCGCAGAGGGCAUCCCCGAAGCGCUGACCAGGAAGCUGAUCAAGAUGGCCGAUGAGAAAGGCGUCACCAUCAUCGGGCCGGCGACGGUUGGCGGUAUUAAGCCGGGCUGUUUCAAGAUCGGCAACACCGGCGGCAUGCUGGACAACAUCCUGGCCUCCAAGCUCUAUCGGCCCGGCAGCGUGGCGUACGUGUCGCGUUCCGGGGGCAUGUCCAACGAGCUCAACAACAUCAUCUCGCGCACAACGGACGGCGUCUACGAAGGCGUGGCCAUCGGAGGAGACAGAUACCCCGGCUCCACGUUUAUGGACCACGUUCUUCGCUACCAGGACACUCCAGGCAUUAAAAUGAUUGUGGUGCUGGGAGAGGUUGGUGGCACGGAGGAGUACAAGAUCUGUCAAGGCAUCAAGGAGGGCAGGAUCACCAAACCGCUCGUGUGCUGGUGUAUCGGAACCUGCGCCACCCUGUUUGCGUCUGAGGUCCAGUUUGGCCAUGCCGGGGCAUGCGCCAACCAGGCGUCCGAAACAGCGGUGGCCAAAAACCAGGCCCUGAGGGACGCCGGAGCAUAUGUACCCAAAAGCUUUGACGAGCUGGGUGAUGUCAUCAGGACCGUUUAUGAUGAACUGGUGGCCAGUGGCACAAUUGUUCCUGCCCAAGAGGUUCCGCCGCCGACAGUACCAAUGGAUUACUCGUGGGCCAGGGAAUUGGGCCUGAUCCGUAAACCCGCCUCCUUCAUGACCAGCAUCUGUGACGAGCGAGGCCAGGAGCUCAUCUACGCCGGCAUGCCCAUCACAGAGGUCUUCAAAGAGGAGAUGGGCUUAGGGGGGGUGCUGGGACUUCUUUGGUUCCAGCGCAGGUUGCCUCGCUACGCCUGCCACUUCAUCGAAAUGUGCCUGAUGGUGACGGCCGACCACGGGCCCGCCGUCUCCGGCGCUCACAACACCAUCGUGUGCGCGCGAGCCGGCAAAGACUUGAUCUCCAGCCUCACGUCGGGCCUGCUCACCAUUGGGGACCGUUUUGGAGGCGCCCUCGACGCCGCCGCCAAGCAGUUCAGCAAAGCCUUUGACAGCGGCAUGCUGCCAAUGGAGUUUGUCAACAAGAUGAAGAAAGACGGCAAGCUCAUCAUGGGCAUUGGACACCGUGUCAAAUCAAUCAACAACCCGGACAUGCGGGUGAAGAUUCUGAAGGACUUUGUGAAGCAGCAUUUCCCUUCCACUCAGCUGCUGGACUACGCCUUAGAUGUGGAGAAGAUCACUACCUCGAAGAAACCCAACCUCAUCCUUAACGUCGACGGUUUUAUCGGCGUGGCCUUCGUGGACCUGCUCAGGACGUGCGGCGGCUUCACGCGCGACGAGGCUGAUGAAUUUGUGGAGAUCGGCGCGCUCAAUGGCAUCUUUGUCCUCGGCCGGAGUAUGGGCUUCAUUGGCCACUACCUGGACCAGAAGAGGCUCAAGCAGGGCUUGUACCGACACCCCUGGGACGACAUCUCCUACGUGCUCCCCGAACACAUGUCCAUGUGACGCACGUGCGCGUUUCACUCACCCCGUGUUUACUCUCUCGCUCACUCUCUGCCUUGGGAAAAGUUGGCAGAUGAAGAAGUACGGUACAUCCCGAUUGGCAGUUCAGAGUCGAAGCAUUCAGUCUCUUGUUUAAUGGAUGAAAAGGGGGAGUAUACACUUAGACUUAGUUUUUGACAGCAGUUGUGGCCAGAGCACAAAGAAACGGGAUUCGGAUUGCUUCUGUAUUUGGACCGCAUGGUACCAGGUGAAGUUCAGUCUCUUGUUUAGUUUCUAUUUAUCAUGACACCUUAUUUAUUCAAAUGGUGGUGCAGGCCUUCAUUCGGACACUCCAUCUAGCCUUUUCUACCUUCCUUUCAGGUUUACUUCAGUGAUUCUCAAAGUGUUUGUCGGGGCUCACUCUGGUGGUCCUUGAAAGAAUCACGGGCCAGGUACAGUUCAGUAGUUUCAGAUUUUGGUACGAUUUUCCUAGAUUUAGGCGCAGCGUUAACAUUCACGCUAACUUGCAAGAAUAUUCUUCUUUUGAACACUGACUGUUCGACUACGACGUACGACCUUUGUUUCAAUGUUGGCCGUUCAUAAAUCGGAAAUACUCAAGACUUUGAAAACGACUGGUCUAGUUCAUACACUCGCUUCAAAAUGCCUUCCGAGUUCCAACCUCCCUGCAGUUUGUCAAAAUCAUGAGCCAAGUGAAGACAAAGUAGACUACCGGUACUGUAAUCUCGCAAAAAAAGGAAUUGCAGCGAAGGGGAAUGAUUCCCAAACUUUUACUUUAAAAUGUUGCCAUAACCUUGAGGUGUUAUGCAACUCGCAUAGCGUGAUCCUUGUGUUGCUUUUAUUUUACUGUGAAACCCCUGUUUUUGUUUGUUUUGUAACACGCUAUUGUAGUGGUUUAAUAAAGACCUUUUUGGUUUACUUUUCA
Molecule: messenger RNA, 4480 nt
Organism: Hippocampus comes (tiger tail seahorse)
Lineage: Eukaryota; Metazoa; Chordata; Actinopteri; Syngnathiformes; Syngnathidae
Product: ATP-citrate synthase-like
Exons: 30
Coding region: 196-3561 (1121 amino acids)
Biological process (GO): citrate metabolic process; fatty acid biosynthetic process; acetyl-CoA biosynthetic process
Cellular component (GO): cytosol
Molecular function (GO): ATP citrate synthase activity
Source: RefSeq, a predicted model, not a curated record